CGAUGACGUACAAGUCCUGCGACACAAUGCUGUGUGAGAUUCCUGAGCCGCACGAAAACACUGCCGAGUGUGGCUGCCGACAUUUGGACGCUCAGAGAAAAAGGAGUGUGUUGAAAUGACCGUGUGCAACUUCUUCCUCCAGGGACGGUGUCGAUACGGGGACAAAUGUUGGAAUGAGCACCCGGGAGAAGGAGGAGGAGGAGGAGGAGGAUACAACAACAACAACUACAACAACCGCUCUUCUGCUCAGCAACAGCCCAGAGGAGGAGGAGGGUUUGGAAACAGAGUUUGGGUGAAUCCCUCCCAGCAAAAAGCAGCCUACAUCCAGCCGUCAUCUUUCUCCUCUCAGGGUGGAGGAAAUGACUGGGGCAAAGGAGGAGGGGGUGGAGGAGGAGGAGGCAAUGACUGGGGCCGAGGAGGUGGCGGGAGGAGUGAUAACGUGAAGAGCUCCGAGUAUAGCUUCUCUGCUCAAAACCGAUUUUCAGCGCUUGACACUCCCAGCACCUUUGACAGGGGAGGAAGAGGAGGAGAAAAGCAGGUGCCAGCUGGAGAGGAUGAUGAUGACAAAAAACUGGAGAUCGUCCAGUCGGACAUGGAUAGUUGGGAGAGCUCGGGCCAGUGGGGCUUCUCAUGUUAUUCCUACUCCAAGGCGCCUUUAUCUGGUUUCACUGAUCUUUCUCCAGAAGAGCUCCGACUGGAAUAUUACUCCACAAGAGAGUCCGGAGAUCUUCAGGGAUACGUUAACGGUAUCACUCAGUUGCUCAACCAGUGGAGAAGCAGAGUCCAGGAACUGAAGGUUAUGAAUCCAGCCACCCGCGCUGCUUUGCUUGCAGAGAUAAACAACCCAGCACCUCAGGCACCUUCAGGUGGCUUUGGUUUAGCAACAUUGACUGGAUUUGGAUCGUCUACAUCCAGCGUGGAAACCAAAGGCUUCGGGGCUCCAGCAGCGGCCGACUCCUUCAGCUUUGCUGCUCCGAGUGGAGGGUUUGGACCUUCGGCUGCACUGCCCUCCUCCACAGGGUUUGGCAGUGCCUUAGCAGCUCCUACACAACCUCCCUCUGGAUUUGGAGCCGCUUCUCCAUCUACUUUCUCCUUUGCUGCUCCGACCACCGAUAAGCCAGCAGCAACUUCAGGAUUCGGCUCUGCCUCGGAGUUCACUUUCUCCUCGACGUCAAACACUGGAGCAGGAUUUGGGGGCAGUUUUGGUGCUGCGGCACCUGCGGCGGCAAGCGGAGGGUUUGGGGCGACCGCUGUUCCCCCAGCAGCAGGAGCCGGGCCUGCGGGUGGAGCUUCAGACAGUCUGUUUUCACAUGUGAGCAUUAUGACUGCAGAGGAACUGAAUCAGUUUAAGGCUAAGAGGUUUACUCUCGGCCAGAUUCCUUUAAAGCCUCCCCCUGCUGACAUGCUGGUGGUGUGAUGGAAGGGACUUUUGAAAUAAAAAGAUAAUUUAUAGGAACAUAAGAUCUGUGCUUCUAAUUAAACUGAAGUCAUAUUAGUAAUGUUUAUGAUAUGGCUAGUGUUUAUGCAAAGCUUGAUGUUCAGCUGUAUAGUACACAGUACAUUUUUAGAUGGCCUUUUGUCAUAUAAAGUGAUGUUUGCAAUUGA
This is a messenger RNA of Notothenia coriiceps (black rockcod), 1605 nucleotides long. It is a transcript of the gene nup42, whose product is annotated as nucleoporin 42. Lineage: Eukaryota; Metazoa; Chordata; Actinopteri; Perciformes; Nototheniidae. The record is from RefSeq and is a predicted model, not a curated record. Gene Ontology annotation, molecular function: metal ion binding. The transcript is spliced from 9 exons. Bases 116 to 1417 code for a protein of 433 amino acids.